CAUACCGCUUUCUCGGAACAUAUCGAAAUUGUUGACAAGAUAUUAACACCAGCUUCACCCGAUAGCAAUUCCAUCCAAUUGACCCCGGCUGACCGUGAGAAAACACUUGACAUAUUUACCCGACGUAGAAGAUUAUCAUCACUGUAACUUGUUCAACUCUCAAGUCUCCGAGGGACCAACCCAAUAUCACGAACUGCCGUUCGCAAUAAAGUACCCACCCACCAAGAUACCCCCCCCGGCCCAAUCCAUAUACCUCCAUCACAGCCUCUCCCCAGGGCCAUCACCACCACCGACACGAUGAGACUCCGCGACGUCCAACGCGAACAAACCGAUUACUUCGCCUACUAUCGCAUGGGCCGGGCCUCCUCCUGGUCCCGCAACAAACGCCGAGACGCCAUCCACAACCUCGAGUUCCCCCGUCGUCGACCCACGCACUGGCCAGGUUUCGGCCCGCCUCCUCCUCGUCCGGGGAGAAACACGUUUCGAGAACCGGAGCCGUAUUCAAAGAGCCAGGAGGAUGCCAAGAAGGAGGGACCGUCACCGGGUGUGCAGAGAAGGGCACGGAGAUUGGAGAGAUUACUGGCGCAGGAGGACAUGAGGUUCGAGAAGGUGUUGGGGUGGGGAGGGUUUGGGAUGGCUUGUUUGUUUACUAUGCCCGGCGGAGGGGGGCAGGGAGGGGGAGAAAAGGUGGUGGUGAAGAUUGAAUUGGAGGGGAGGGAUACGGUGGAGAAGGAGAGGAGGAAUUAUGAGUUGAUGCGCGACGCCCACCACGUCCUCCACAUGUACAACCUCGCGGCCGAAGAAGCCAUCGAACAGGGUGACCUCGCAGCCGGCGGUCUUUUCCUCGAGUUCAUGGAGCGCGGCACGCUGGAGAAAUGGAUCGUCAAAAUGGCCAAGGAACGAAAAACGUUCAGCGACAGGGCGCUAUGGACCAUCUUCGACUGCCUUGCUCGCGGCUUGGUCGCUUUGGCUUACCCCGGAAAGGAGUGGAGGGUUGAAGAGUCGGCUAUGGAUUGCAACGAGGCUCCGAGGGAUACGUUGGUGCAUUUUGAUAUUGAUCCUACUAAUAUUCUGGUGGGAGGCUUUGGCACGUUUGGACAACGUAAUCAUUCUAUUGCGCCUAUACACAAGAUCGGUGACCUGGGCUUGGGAGAAAUCUUCAACUCCCGCGGACGACGAGACCCCGAAAGAGUAUGGUAUGCCCGCCAGUCCGGGAAGGUUUAUCUCUACACGCCUGAACAGUUUACCGAAGAAUGGGACUGGCACGCCGGGGCACCGGCCGCCGAUGGGGCACCGACGGCGGGCAACUAUCGAGAAAGCAUGAACAUUUGGCAGAUGGCCUGGACCAUGUAUGCCUUGAUCACCUUGUGUUGGCCUAACGAAAAAAAGGAACCAUUGGUAUACUCCAGUAAGGUUUUCGACCGAACCGUGAAAGAUGCUACAUACGGAGGCGAUCUGAUGUACUCCGGGCGCUACGAUGACACGGACCGAGACCUGAGAAGACUGGUUGCGCAGUGCUUGUAUCACUCUCCGUUAUCGCGGCCAACGCUCCAGGAGCUCGAGGUGGUCAUCAAGGACAAGCUGAGGAGCAGAUUGGACAAGUCGGAGGAGGAAUCGAGAGCGUGGGCUAAGAGGUUUUACGGAGAGCCAGAAAGGCGACGGCCGGCACCGGCCCCGGCUCCUGCCCGUGAGCGUUGGAAUAUGGGUGCUCAUCCUCCGAACCGGUUUGGCGGGGCGGCUCGGGCUCGGUUCGGCAAGGUGUUUUCGAACGAGAGUGUCUUGGACUUGGAGAGAAUACGAAAACGGAGGGCAGAUGAGGACCACCGGCCGGUGAUUCGACGACAACCACAGCCUCGUAGGUUCUGGAGGGACUAA
Molecule: messenger RNA, 1875 nt
Organism: Neurospora tetraspora
Lineage: Eukaryota; Fungi; Ascomycota; Sordariomycetes; Sordariales; Sordariaceae
Product: kinase-like domain-containing protein
Exons: 5
Coding region: 298-1875 (525 amino acids)
Biological process (GO): protein phosphorylation
Cellular component (GO): cytoplasm
Molecular function (GO): ATP binding; protein serine/threonine kinase activity
Source: RefSeq, a predicted model, not a curated record